GCCAUAUCAAGUUUACUAAUCGCCAUAUUGCAGAAGAGUUGAUUGUCAUGAAUUAGGCUUGACUAUCGAUUUACUUCCUUAAGAUCAUAUAUAUCGGGUCACAAUGUCUGCGGGGCCGUACAAUUACUCGUAUAUCUUCAAGUACAUCAUUAUUGGGGACAUGGGUGUGGGGAAGUCAUGUCUCCUACACCAAUUCACAGAAAAGAAAUUUAUGGCAGACUGCCCACACACAAUAGGUGUAGAGUUUGGUACCAGAAUCAUUGAAGUAGCUGGUCAGAAGAUUAAGUUACAGAUUUGGGACACAGCAGGACAGGAACGUUUCAGAGCUGUUACAAGAUCGUACUAUCGUGGUGCUGCAGGAGCGUUAAUGGUGUAUGACAUCACUAGGCGGUCUACCUACAAUCAUCUUAGUUCUUGGUUGACAGAUGCUCGCAAUCUUACCAACCCUAAUACAGUGAUAUUUCUAAUUGGCAACAAAGCUGAUCUAGAUGCACAGAGAGAUGUUACAUAUGAAGAAGCGAAGCAGUUUGCUGAAGAAAAUGGUUUGAUGUUCGUCGAGGCCAGUGCGAAAACUGGAGAGAAUGUAGAAGAAGCCUUUUUGGAGACAGCAAAGAAGAUAUAUCAAAAUAUUCAAGAUGGCAGUUUGGACUUGAACGCAGCUGAGUCGGGUGUACAGCACAAGCCAACACAACCAGGUAGAACCAACCUGAGCAGUGAUUCACAGUCCAAUCGUGAUAAUUGUUCCUGCUAAACUCUGCUCUUACUCUGGUCAUUGUAUGGUUUGUGGUAGAUUUGCUGGACUAUAUUCAAGAUUUUCAACCAAGGAAAAUCUUCUUGUUGGAGUGGAGUGCUAGAUGCAAAGACAUUAUCAGAGUUUUAUCAAGGGGCGAGGGGGUAUAUGAAAGAAAUUAUGUUCUAUAUAUUUUUCUUUGAACUUACAUAACAUGACUGUGAGUAGUUUACAAAUCGAAGAACAAUAUGUAAGAUAUAAUUAUAGAAAGUAUUUAAAGUUACUAAAAGUGUAAGGGAAAACUUGGAGCUUAGAGAUUACUAAAUAUUUAAGAAGAAAAUCAGAUCUUCUCUAAGGAUUUUAUAAUGAGUUCUCAAGCCAUAUUUUAUUUUAUGAGACAGUACUUUGGACUUAAGCAAAAUUAGAUACAGUAUGUUCAUUUAUGGAAACAAGAUUUUGACCUUUACUUGAAUUUUACAUUCUGAUGUGGACUAAAGGAAUACUGAUUUUAUUUGGGUAUUUGUUGGCUUAUGAAUUAUGGAACUGGCAAGUAUGCAAGUGCUAGAAUCAUCUACUAGUUGUAUAUAUCUUACUGGGAUAAAAGCCAGUAUAUACGAAAAAACAUGAAAAAAUGAUUACCAGAACUGAGAAAGCAAGUAGAAGAUUAGUUAAAGAUUCUUAAGUCAUCAGUCACUAUAUUACCUUUGGAAGGAAGUUAACCAUUUUACUAGAGAAGUAUAGGAUAUGUGAUGCUGGUAUCAUUAUCUUUUAAAAGGCUUAUGAAAAGUCCAGAAAAAUCCUUUUUAAUCUGUAAGUUUGGCUUAACAUAUCAUCUACCACAGUGACAAACAGUGUAGAAAUGUAGUAGCACUGACUUUAAUUUUGGACCUAGUGCUGAGAAAAUAUUACAAGGACUUAAGAUAAAAAUUGAACUUUCUUAUGAUAAGUUAAAUUAUGAAAGUUUCUGAAAUUAAUAGGUACUUACAAGGUGGAAGUAUAUACAGUAUAUAUGCCAUAUUAGUCUCUCAAGGGAAAAAAUUAUAAAAGUAAUCCAUUCUGUAUUAGAGUACAGUACUGUACUUUAAACCUAGUAGGGUAUGUAUGUUACAACUACAGGACAGUAGAGUGUUUACUCACCUGUAUAAUUUGAAGAACUGAAUGGAUUAAUUAGUUGAAGAUUCAUUGUUGUUAGUGAUAAGAAAAAAAUCUUUUGAAACAGAAGGUUGUAUUAUGUGCAAAAGGAAGUUUGUUUUAUCCAGAAAGAAUUUGGCAUUUGUAAGCAUAUUAUUUAUAAAUAUGUAAGUGCAUUAAAUUUAGACCACUUUGUGACAGUCUUUCCUCUUAAAACUCAGUUCUUCAUAACUGACAUCUACAGUAUAAGUACACCUUACUCUUUUGAUCACCUGCAUUAUCAAUUAUUUUUUAUUUCAAUUAGCUAAAAAAAAAUUAUGUUCCAUAAUUCAAUAAGGGUUGUUCAUAGUUGAAGUGUGUAGUAUUUAUUCUAUCAUUUUCCAAAUUCUUUAUGUUAUACAAGUGACUUGCUACUUUCACUAUUUAAAGCAAGAGUGGGACAUUAUAUUGGACAGCGUCCGUCCUUUGGUCACAGGCCAUACACCAUCUCUAGAAAUUAUGGCUAUGCCCAACAUUUUUGUACCAAAGAUAUUAUUAUGCAUAUAGGUAUGUUGAGUUUACUUGUGGUAGCCCUUGAGCUAUUUCAUUGUGGUCAGUAAAAUCACAGUAGAAAAAUUGGCACCAUCUGUCCAAAUAGAUUAUUACAGCUCCCAUUAUUUAUCAUUGUUAGAGAACCUUGUUAGAUUUUUCAACCAGAAAGUUGCAAUUCCACACAUGUGCACAGUUUAGUAUAUGUAGAAAUGUGUGUACGUGUGUUUACGUGUGUAUACCUGUACAUGCGUGUGUUUGUGAAAACGGUGGCAUCAUCUGUCCAGCUACAGGAUCAAGGUGCAAAACUUGCUCUCACUGCAUAUCAAUGUAAAUGGAACCUCUUGUAUGGACUGUAUGACAGUGGGGAUGAGGAUCUCUGUUAGGUCAGUCUUGUUUGGCAUCAUUUUACUUAGUGUUAUGGCAAAAUUACAAAUGGGGCAACAGUUUGAAUUGCUAAUACUGACUGUGUUGUUUAUUGUCCCUUCAGGUAAAAGAUGAUGUGUUCAACACCCUUAAAGAUUAUAAAAGAAUCUUUGCUAAAACUUUCUCAACUUUCCAUAAGCCCUUGAAGUACUUUUCAUGUAUACCAGUGAUAGAUAUAUAUUGUACUAGAAACUACAGUGAUGUAAAAGACAAGUUUUUAUAUGGUAUAUGUAUGUAUGUAUGUGUUAUGUACAAAUACAGGUACAUACAUAUGCAAUUAUGUUCAUAUCUUACAGGCCUUUAUCAGUGUCUGUUGUACAUGUGGGGAGUCUUGGAAGUGCUCCUUAGUGGUCAUAUAAUACUUCUGGUAUAUUUCAGUCUUGAAAUGCAGAUUAUUAUACUGUGUAAGUACCACUAUAAGUCCCCCAGUUGCCAUAUUACCAUGAUUACCUUUUAGUCAUUCUUACAGACUGGAUUAUUAAGGUUCAGAUGUUGAUGUUAGCGAAGCGUACGUAAGUUUUUCUUUUGGGCGUACACUUUUAUUGCCCCCUCUUUUUCCAAUGGGGUUAGAUGAUCCUAACUUUCCUCAAGAUGAGCUGUGUAGUCCCAAUAUUUUUAUUUUCCAGCAAUUUUUUUUGGAGGGGGGGGAGCAGAUAAAACAGGUCAUUAAUGUUGUGAAUGUGUUUGGUCCACCUGUCCCACGGCUUUAUGUUGGGAAUGAGAGUACGGUAGGCCAGUUGAUAGAUGGAGUUUUUGAUACACACACACAGCCAGACACACACAUAAGAGAGGAAGGUUACAUACAGUGAUCUAUAAUUUGUAUAUUGUACCAUAUAAUUUAAAAGAAACCUUAGUGUUUUAAUCCAUAUAGUUGUUAAUUUUAUUUAACCCUAGUGUAUCUGUCUAAGGCAAAGGAAAGGUAUUCUUGCCAGUUAUCAGUUUUUUGGUUAUGAGUCACUUUGAAAGAUUCUAAUAGUGUGCAUAGUUUGAUUUGUGAUAGGUUCAUUCACCUGACUGAAAAAAUUUAAUAAUUUAUUAUGUUCAAAUAUUUAUAAACCAUUUUGUUGUUUACAUUUUAAGGAGUUCGUGGAGCAUUAAUAAUUUUUUUUAAAUUAACUAGACUUGGAUUUAAGCUACUGAUAUCUUAAAUAUUGAAUGUAUCACGGUUAUCAUUUAACUAGUGAAGUACUGUAGCUAGUUGGGAGUCUAAAAGUUAGAACUAAGCUGAUAUUUGGGAAACAUUUUUGAGAUUGUUAAGAUCUGUUGAAUAAUAGUAUAAUAUGUAUCAUUUUAAUUGUAAAGGAGACUGGUUGACUUUAGAUCAUCCAAGGAACAAUUACUUUGAAGCAACUAAAGGAUUGUCCUUUAUCCCACUGAUGGCUCAUAUGUAGCUGAAUUCUCAUUAAAGCACCACUUGGUGAGUUGUCAUGAACACUUUGCUACAUCCUUAUAUUUUACAUUAUUAUUCACUGUUACCCUCUCUGCUUUCAUCUUUUAAUUUAUAUCUACCUUUUCUACCGAGACAAUCCAUGUUUUUUUUUUCAUUUACCUUUUUUUCUUGACGCAAUUCAGUAAUUAUUACUCGUAUGAUACACAAAUCAACACACAGAAUUCAUCAUCAAAUAUUUUUAAUAUUGGUGGUUGGUUUUUGACAUUUGAAGGUGUGGAGGUAAACAGUACCAGAACUGUAAUGGGAAAAAUUGUCUACUCUGCACUGCUUUAUACCUGGGAGACUUGCUGGUUAAUUAAGCUGAGGAAACUUAUAUCCUUAGAGAAGAGAAUAAAGAGAAUUCCAUAUCAGUCUCCACACCUUGAAGUACUCAAGACAAAGCACCAGCACCGAGAGCUUUUGUUAAAUGUAACAACUGCUAUUUUCUGCCAUAAAGAAAUAUAAAUGAAAACAGUAAGUGUUACCUUUUACCUUUGUCAGUGUACGUAAGGAUGGUAAGUGUAAAAAAAGACAAAUAUGAAGAAGUAAAUACUGUAUAAUAAGAAAUAAAUAAAAGAAUCAGGAGGAGAGUUUUAAACGCUCUGAGGAUAUUUAGUAAUGUGUAAUAGACCAAUAUAUUUGCCUCCGUAUGAAUUCGGCAAAUUACAGAACCAUUAAUGAGAGAAAGGACUCUAUACUUUACUUCCGUAUACAGUACAGUACUGUUAAUGUUAACAAGUUGGUGUAUGGUCAGAAAGGUUUCUAAGAAGAGAGAUUUUAUAUGCAGAUAUGAGAAGCACAUAGUAAAAAGUGUCAAGAAGCAAAUAUUGAAGUAAUGUGUGUUUAAUAAAAGGCAUAAAUAAGCCACAUGUUUCCAUAAGUAUGUGUGUAGGGUUGUGUAAUAUGGACACAUGCAUAUAUUAUAGUUUGUUAAUAAAAGAAGGCAAAACAAUUAUCUUGAUGAUAAUGAACUCACUUUUAUUAUCAGUCUAUGAGGGCAAGGAAAGUAACUGUUUUAUAGAGUAUAAAUGAAUGUUUUAGGAUCAACUGAGACAAUUUAUAAAGAAAUAUGGAUGGGAGUUGGGUUUUAUAUUGAGGAAAAAGGUGUAAAACAAUACUUUUGUCAAUAUGAAAAUGAGUAUAGGUACAGUACUGUAUGUUACAAAAGGUAAUUAAAUAACUUAGGAGAAAAAUAAUUAUACAAGAGUAUAGUUAAUGCAGUGGACCAUCAAAUUGUAAAAGAUAACCUGUUACCUUAAUGUUUGUAUUGAAAUUGUAAUGUGAAUAUUGAUUGAUUGAUACGUUUAUUGAGAUACAAAAAACAUUAAUACAUCUCGAAGGGAUGAAGUGACAUAAGUCAUCCCCACCCCAGUCCAGGAAUGUCCCUCUCAGGACUCACAUAAAUCCCUAAUAUUUCAUAUAAUCAGUUAUAGUACAUAGUUAUAUUCUAGAUGCAAAAUUUCUAUAUUUCUUUAAUAUUUCAUCUAUUUUCCUAUUUUUAAACAUGUGAAUAUUGUGUUGCUGUAUCUGGCAUAAAAAUGAUAAUUCAGAUUUCAUAUAUUAUCUGUAUAGUGUUUACUUGAGAAGCAGAAUUCAUAGAACUUUCAAUAUUGUGUCUAGUGUGGCCAAAGAAUAAAUUGAAAAUCCCUUCUAUAAUAACAAUAGGUAAUAAGACAUUGGUAUCAACGUGAAGAAAAACUGAUGGUACAGUAUAGAUAUUUUACAGCAAGGAAUGGACACUAUUUAGAAUCUUAUAAUUAUCAAAAGAAAUGAUGGUGUGAUAAUCAAGGGGGUAAGACGAAGACUUUGCAAAGGAUUUUAUUAUUCAAAGAUGAAUAUAAAGCAUGAUGAAUGCAUAAAUUGAAGACAAAUUUUAUUGUGGGUAUUCAAUACUAAGUUGAUCCUCAAAGUUUAUACUCAAUAUGGGGAAAAAGAAAAACUGAAAAUAUUCAGCUUUUAGAUCAUAUAUAAAACACGUCAAAAAAGAAGACCGAUAUUUUGAUUAUGGAGAAGUAAAAUGACGAAGGUGAAUGCUCUGAAUAUAAAAGGAUGACUUAUAUCUUGGGGUGGAUUUGUAUACAAGCAAGUCCACUGGAUAGGAAAUUACCUUUAGUGCUAAAUAAUAAUGAAGCUUUUUAGUGAUUUGACAGGUAUGGAGAGAAUCCCUGAUGAUGAGUUUUGUCAAGGGUUAUUAUGGGAACUGAUCCUUGCCAGGUUUGUGAUCUAUCCUCAUGAUUAAGUGAUCUCUUGCAGAGGUUUGUCAAGAGCACAGACGAAUUUAACAGUAGGUGAGAAUCAGUUUGAACUGGUGAUUUAGUGGCCAUGUUUUCUCCUGAAAUUUUUGUAAAUAGCAACAGUACAGUACCUGGUAUAGGUGCUGUAGGAGUUUAACAGUUUGCCUUCUGGACUGAUGUGAGCACCCUUGAUAUUUAACCAUAGGAUUGAGUGCAUUAGGGGAAAUGCUGUAUCAGGUGUUUGGUUUUUUGGGAAUGCAUAUACUGUACAUGGCACUUGGUUUUAUAUAAGUGCUAAAGUAAUUUAAAAAACUUCAUGUAAGAAGAUAUUUAAAAGAACACUGAUACACACACAUACAAAGUGAGUUGGUAUUAAAAUAUUACAAUAAGUAAGGAGCAGUCCUGUAUAGAGGUGUUAACAUUAUACCUAAAUUCUGAAUGUGGACUAUGUCAGGUUAACACAGUGUCAUACUUGGAAUUCCGAAAUUGUGCAGUCAUUGUUGAUAAAAAUUUUUUAAGUGUGUUCAUGCUAACUGGGGGACAAAUAUAACUAUAUAUUCCAUUUUACUUGGUUAAAUAUUAAACAGGUGAAGGAAAAUGGACACAAGGAAAAUUUUAAUGUACGAGGUUGAAGGGCUAAAUUUUCUUGUAUUGAUUGAUCUGGUUUUUAACUUAUCCCAAAUAAAACAGAAAAUAAUCCAUUACAGUUGUCCCUGAGAUGACAUGCACACCUGUACAUUGAGCAACUCUAGAAUGGCUGCACUAACUCAGACUUAACAGUAUGUAUGAGUGCCUUCCUAAGAUCAUCCAUAUUCAGAGUUAGAGCAGAACUUUUAUGUAUAACGCUGAUUAUUGUCAAAUCACACGCUGUAUAAACAGAGUGUACCGUAUACACCUUUAGCAAGAGUAUAAUUAAGUAAUGAUGAUGCUAGCAUUUAUAAUUUUUUGGUUCUUUGCAUGAGUUUUUGUGUGGCAGACUUUAUUGCAUUUCCAGAAUAUAUUUAAUAGUUGUGUGGCAACAAAACUCUUGCUUUGGAGUGUGCAUAUCAGGAUCUGGGAAGAAAAUGAUUCUAUUAAUAUAAUAAGCAUAUUAAAUUGAUAAUACCAUUUGUUUACAUAAUCAAAUUAUAUAUUUACUUUACUGACACAUUGUGAUAAUCCCAAUAACUUAUGUUAUCCAACCUUGUAUAACAAGUAUGUAUUGUUAAUACAGUGAUAACCCUUUCUUCCCUAGAUUUUUCAUUCCAUGCGGCAAUACACCAAUUAUUUGCUAAUCUCAAUCUGGUUUAUAAAGAUUUUGCAUAUCCAAUGUAGAUUUCAAUAGUUAUGUUUGCAUAACUGAUUAAAUAUGCAACAUCUUAACACUAGAUGUAAAAAAAAUUGGAUGUAGUUAAUAAACACGACAGUGAACUAGUUUGUGGAUACUGUAACUAAGUCGCUGGUGUGUGUAGCCUGUUUCAAGUCGGUGAGUGGGUACGUCAAACGAGGGUUUUUUUUCAUCAAGCUGGUGCCAGUUCAGUAAAUGUUAGGCAAAUAACAUGAGCAGCUAUUAAUGAGCCUUAUGGGUUACUUAAAGAGUGAUGGUUGUCCUAUUUGUUUCAACCUUAUAGUCCUUGUCUGAUAUAACUUACAGGAAAAUUGUUGACUAUGACAAAUAUUUGGUUUAAUAAUUUCAAAGUAUUUCCUGCUAACUGUAUAAGCCUCAGUCAGAAUAUUAGCUGGGCAGUCAUUUUAUAUUACUGACCUAAUAUUAUAAAAUAGGUGUUGAGCAGACAAAAGUUUUUGGCAUUUUUGUAAAUAUUCAUUAUUUUGUAGUGUAGGAGUAUCUUAAUGAUUAUUGACCAUUCACAACAUGAAUUCAAAUAUCAACCACACUAGAUAAGCCAGAAGUUUGUUAAAAGUUAGAUACUCUAAUUAAAUGAUAUUGUCUCAUGAAAUUCCUGUAGAAAUGGCAGAAAUGAGACAUGAAUGUCUUAGAAAAUAAAAUAAUAGUUUAAUAUAUAAUCUUGUUCACAGCUUCCCAUACACAUCUCAACUUGAUUAAAUUUGCCAAUGGUUUUAUAAGUCAAUGUCACUGUUAAUUAUUUCUUCUUAAAUUUCCUUGACACUUGCCACUUAAUUAUGGGCUCUUACACUGAUCAUAGAUUGGACUGGUGCUAAAUUCGAAUAACAAAGAUAAGCAAUUCUUUGCUUUCAGAAUUUUUUGCAUUCAUUGUUUUACAAAUCACACAGUUAUCCCUACAAUGUUAAAUUAUGGCUUUAUGUUCUGUGUCCAAGUGUGUGUAUGUUGAGAAGAAUGUUUGAGUGAGUGGGGCUUUAAGAAUGGCUUAGCCUUUUACUGACAGGUGGUGAAGAUUAGAUAUAUACUGUAUCUUGAGAGUGGUUAUAUCAUGAUAAUGUUACUAAACUGUACAUUACAUUUUUCUUUCAUUAUAUAUUUCUGAAAACCCUUGGAAGAUCUUAAUAAUGUAUAUAUUGGAUAUCAUGACAGUGCAUUCUGUUUUCACUGCUUGUAUCUAAUUGAACACUGUGAUAUGUUUAUUUUGUUAAGGAAUGGUCUUUAAUGAGGCAUAAUGAUUGCAGGUGUUGUCGAUGAAUUAAGAAAAUUAUCCUUGUAAAACAUUAAUAGUAAAGUCGGCCUCAUUAUUGAGAUUUUAUUAACUAAUAAAUACUACUUUAUGUAAAUAAUGUAAUUGCCAAGGAAAGUCUCUCCCACUGUUUGUUGAAGGGUUUUAUGGAGUUGGUGUUAAUUUAGGACUACUGUAUGGCUGCGUUAGGUUCACGUUUAUCUUCAGAUUUUCUUGGUUACGUAAGUGUACCAGGAAUCCUUUUCACUACAUAACUGUGGUUUCUAAUGAGUUUCAGUACUGGUAUAAACGUUAAUAAUAGGAAUAUGAAACUUUGUUGAUAAUUAUUCCUAAUGUUUUCAAAAUCCAUUGACUGUGUACAGGGCGUCUCAAAAAUUUAUACACACUGCCUUACACAUUUCAUGGAUAUGUUAUGAUUGCUUGUACUGUACUGUAUUAAAAAACAUUGUCCUGACUUGUGAGAGACCUCACACAUCAACAAAUGAGGACAAUGUUGCUGUUGUAAUGUAGCAUUCACCUGAUCUCCACAAAAAUCUGAAUGACAGUGUGUAUACAUUUCUCUGAGACAACCUGUAUGCAUGUCAUGUGUUACUUUAGGGGGAAACUCUCCUUGAAGGGGGUGGCCACUUGUAUAAUCUUCCCCUAAUCCUCCUAGCCAUUGACCACCUCUAACACCAUCAUAAUUUAGACUGCAGCAACACUUGAAGCCUAUGCUUAAGAAUUUCAUUGGCCAACUUGGCUGUCAGAAAGUAAAACGUAGUCACUCAUUAUGUGUAUUGAGAGACAAGAACUGUAAGGUCGGUGGCUACUUCUACAGUUAUGCACAAGCAACAAAGUAGAAGGAACAAAACAAGCAAGUCAUACACAAAGGACCACGUGGAGAAUGGGAAUGCAAUUUAAUAUGAGAACUCUUGUGGAAUUCAUGGAUAUAAGGUGGACUAGUGUUGAAGCAGAUAAUGUAGACACCCCUGCCCCAUCAUAAGGAAAAAAGCCAUCACUGGGAGAGGGGUACCUUGUUUUCUCCAUAUUGGUAUUUUUGUAGUUAUUUAAGGCUAUUCACUGUGUUUCUUACUUUGCAGUUUUUAUUUAGCAAUAAAGUUCUUUCUUUUAGGUACUGAUAUGAUUUAUGACUUGGUUUUUCAUAAUUUCAUCUUUAUUAUUCAUAAAGAAUUAAAUUCAGUUUCUCUGUCCUAAUUCUUCUGAAGGAUAUAGAUAAGUAAAGGAAUGUGCUGGAUGUUACUAUUUGGCAUAACGUAUAAUUCUUUGGUUAAUUUAAACUGAAAAAUAUAUGUAUAACAAUCAUCAAUAGUAACACAAAACAUACCACUACCUUCAGGAACCAUGUCACCAUCAUUCAGUCAAACAAGUACAGUAUUUAAAAAAUGCUGGAGUGGAAAGGGUUAAGCAAAUAUUGAAGCUCAUUUCUUUCCUCAUUCUGAAACAUCAUAUUUUUCUCACUCAUAUUUACUGUUUUAUUUGAUUUUAUGAUUGCCAACUCCUGGCUACUACCCCUCUGUUCACGACCUGCUCGGACCUACCUAAAGAUGAUGGCCCAGUACUUGUUUCAGUGCUGAUGUGUAUGUAAGACUAUUAUUCACAAUGUAUUUACUUGUAUAUAUUCAUAAACAAGUGUGUGUAAUCACCAGUAGGGAAUAUAAAACCUUCAGAAAUGAUAUUUACUUGAUUCUCUUUUGUGAAGAAAUCAGAAUUUCCAAUUCCAAGACUGAAUUUUUAGUAAUUGUUUGAGAAUUAGUUUUAAUAUGAACACCCAAACAAUGCUCUAGCCACCUUGCCUGUGACCAAUUAGAUUACAGAUUGGGACCUAAUGCCUGCUGCAUUACCUCAAACAAUAACUAAGAUUAUGAGUCUAGAAGCAACAUGCAACAUGGUAACUUUAUUCCUGACAUACAAAAUAAGGGAGUCGAUAGAUUUAUAUCUAACUCGCUAUUUCUGCUCACUCUUUUUAAGACAAUCUCCACUCCUGACCGUGUCCUCUGGUGUUCAUAAUAGUUGCUGCGUGCUAGAUGGUGUACGCAAAUCUGUUGUAAGUUUAAGAGAUGUGUUUUUGUUAACAUAUACUUGCCAUCAAUCAAAAGACAGGUCACUGGGACACAUAGGAAGAGAUUUGAGAAUUAUUACCAGAUAUAAGAGCAAGAUUAUUGGCAGAUCAUUCAGCCUAAAUACAGAUAUGAAAUUGGAAUAAGCUUGUGUUGCUGUCUAUACUGUAAGAUUUGUGUACAAAUAUUAGAAUGUUAGUAAUAAAUUUGUACAAGUGUA
Messenger RNA from Homarus americanus (American lobster), 11343 nucleotides. It is a transcript of the gene Rab14, whose product is annotated as ras-related protein Rab-14. The coding region runs from base 104 to 751 and encodes 215 amino acids. Gene Ontology annotation, molecular function: GTPase activity; GTP binding. The record is from RefSeq and is a predicted model, not a curated record. NCBI's taxonomy places the organism in Eukaryota, Metazoa, Arthropoda, Malacostraca, Decapoda, Nephropidae. Gene Ontology annotation, biological process: Golgi to endosome transport; endocytic recycling; defense response to bacterium. The transcript has 7 exons. Gene Ontology annotation, cellular component: trans-Golgi network; recycling endosome; phagocytic vesicle.